Molecule: messenger RNA, 2686 nt
Organism: Larimichthys crocea (large yellow croaker)
Lineage: Eukaryota; Metazoa; Chordata; Actinopteri; Sciaenidae
Gene: b3gntl1
Product: UDP-GlcNAc:betaGal beta-1,3-N-acetylglucosaminyltransferase-like 1
Exons: 10
Coding region: 977-1888 (303 amino acids)
Source: RefSeq, a predicted model, not a curated record
GAGGCUUGGAGGGACAGGCUGGAGGCCAGAGGCAUCUCAGUGGUGAUAUCAGGUCACAACUCUGCAAAACCCAGAGGAGAUAGUAACCCCUCAGUGUAGGCGGAGCUGUCGUCAUAUCGAUGCUAUUCCAGCCUUGGGAAACAACACAUGGGAGCUUUACUUUGGUCUUGAGAACCUGCGGCCUUUUAUUUACAGACCAACUGUAACCUAGACUACAUUUACUGCCAGAUCGACAACUUCACUGCUCACCUUUUCCUCUGCACCGCUCACAUUCACUGUCACUUCCUGCCCCUCUCGCUCAACCACACACUCACUAUCUGUUCAAAUGUGAAACCCAAUUUUUAUAUCUUCUUCUUCUGCUUGAAUGCCUAAAGUAUCUGGGGUGUGUAAUAGCAACAGAUCUCAAAAUAGGCUUGUAAAUCUUCAACAAUUCUUGGCCUUUUUCAGGAGGUCUGUGGAAAACCCUGGAUGCCUAGUAGUGCAGUCAGUACGUCACUUUCUCUGAGGAUGCAAAAGUUCAAAUUCCCAAGUGGCCAAGUCCUGUCUGUCAGCAAAGUGGCAAUUCAUGCGUGUGAUUUGUUUUCUGUUCACGUUUUUCUCUGCAAAACAUGUUUGUGCAGAAAAACAACAAGAAACACCAAAACUGUAAGUCUUUAAUAAUUAUGUGCCCAUGCUGUGUGUUCUGCAUAGGGAUUAAAAUUAGGCGUACAUUAAGAGACCACACCCACACAGUUGUGGAAAACCAUCAGUUGGACAUCAUAGAGCUAAUAAUAUCUGUCACUGGAUCUGUCACUGGAUUGUUUCAUGAUCAAUCAUGGAACAAUAAUGUUUUACAAAAAUAAAACAUGAUGAUCGUUGUGAUGGAAUACCAUGACCUGAUAUUAUUUGGUUUGACAUUUUGAAAAUGACAUGAUGUUAUUUUUAAUGUUGCCACAUGUUUAGUGGUUGAAUAUGAUAAGUACUAACACAUGGCCAAAUGGAAAUAGUUAGGCUGCAAAGGCAUAUACAAUUGCAAGAGCAAACACACACACACACACACACACACAAACAUAAAUACAGACUUUUCUUUUGUCUUUCAGUGGGAUAUGCAAAGAAUAAGGCAAUAUCUCAAAGUUGUGGACAAUACUUGUGCUUUCAGGAUGCGGAUGAUGUCAUGUUGCCGGAAAGAGUUUGUCUGCAGUAUGAGGCGUCUCUUCUCCACCCAAACUCUCUGAUUGGUUGUAAAGUUCAGAGGCUACCAGAAGGAUCUACAGAGCGGUACACUCGCUGGAUCAACACAAUCACCCAGGAUCAGCUUACCACUCAAGUGUACACAUCUCAUGGACCCACAGUCAUCAUGCCAACAUGGUUUUGCUUAAAGACCUGGUUCCUGAAAGUUGGAUGGUUUGACGAGGGAGGCAAGGGAGUCCCGGAGGACUUACUCUUCUUCUACCACAGUAUUCGGCAGGGAGGGGGCGUGGCCAGAGUCGACCAGUGCCUGCUGGUGUACCGUUACCACGAGAAGGCCGCCACACACUCUGUAACCGAGGAAACUAUUUGGAAGCUGCGAGUGGACUUCCUGCAGGAGAGAGUCCUGAGCCAAUGGGAGAGCUUCACCAUAUGGAACGCUGGGAAACAGGGCCGGAAACUCUACCGAUGGCUCAGCCCGGCCAAUCAGAAGAAGGUGAAGGCUUUCUGCGAUGUCGAUGAGAACAAGAUCCAGAAAGGCUUUUACACAUAUGAGGAAUCCAAGCAAAGACCCAAGCCAAAAAUCCCAAUUCUGCACUACAAAGACGCCUCUGCCCCUUUCAUUAUCUGUGUUAAACUGGACAUGACUGGAGGCGUGUUGGAGGAAAACCUCAACUCUUUGCAGCUAAAGGAAGGAAAAGAUUACUACCAUUUCAACUGAUCAGAGUGAUGGAGGAGACAAGAGGAGCUCUGCAGCUUUAACACACUGCUCAGAGGAAUGCAGGUGAUAACAGGAAGACUGAACUGAAUACUGGGACAGAAACAAUACCAAUACAAAGGAAAGAGAAGGUUAUACUGUAUUUUAUUUGUUAUUUAAGUAUUAAAAGACAUUUUUUAUGCAUAGGAAAGAAUGUGAAAAUGUUGAAGUUCUCAAAGUUUUACUUGGCAGAGUUGACGGUACGGCUGAUAAAGGCACAAAGUCUGGAAACAAAGGGGAACACGGCAACUCAAAGUGUUUUACAUAAAAGCAUAAAAACACAUACCGGGAAACAAGUUACAAAUGAAAGAACAGAUAAAAUGCUUUAAAUAUAAAAUAAAUAUUGUAUAUUAAUGUAACCAGGCUGAUGUGUUCCUCUCUCUUAGUCUCAGUGAGGCCUCCUUUAAAGGUCCAGUGUGUAAAAUGUAGGGGGCUUUGUUUACCGAAUAUGGCAGAAAUUAAAUAUUGUAUAAUCACCUUAAAAUUAGACUCACUAUGUUUUUGUUACUUUAAGAAUGAGCCUUUCAUACGAACGCCGUGGAGUCCGCCACGUUAAACCCUUGUGUUUCUACAGUAGUCCAGAACAGAGAAACUUAACGCUGGCUUUAGAUAGAGCUUUUCACCUUUUUCAUGUGUGUCAUGGCCACUGUAGUAGACAAAUUACAGUGGACAUAACAUGCUUAUUUAUAAGUUUGUUUGUAUGUUUCUAGUCUUUGUGCUAAGCUAAGCUAACCAUCUCCUGGCUGUAGCUUCAUAUGUAAC